This is a messenger RNA of Pongo pygmaeus (Bornean orangutan), 543 nucleotides long. Its product is annotated as small integral membrane protein 14-like. Lineage: Eukaryota; Metazoa; Chordata; Mammalia; Primates; Hominidae. The record is from RefSeq and is a predicted model, not a curated record. Gene Ontology annotation, cellular component: endoplasmic reticulum.
AUGGCAGAAAGUGGGCUUGAUCCCUCUGAAUACGUUUGUUCUCAUGAAUAUGCGAUGAGAAGGCUGACCAGUCUGUUGUGGCAGCCCCAACUCUGCUGCACAGAGACAGGCCUGCAAGAAUGACAAGGACCCUGUGAUGAUAAUGGCAUCAGCGCUCCUAUGAUCUUGAUGGCCUGGCUGGUGACUGCAGUGAUCUUGUUCCUACUGAGACCUCCUAAUCGAAGAGGAUCCGACGUACCUGAAAAGCCAACCAGUCCUCAUAAUGAACAAGAUCCACCUGCUCCUCCUGUGGCUAAUUUUGAGAUACAGGAAGUGAAGGUGCUUAACACCUUGCAGGACCAAACGAACAACCAUGACCAGAGACUAAAAGAAGAGGUGGGUCUGGAGAAAGAGGAGCAGGCACAGCCUCUGAAAGCAGAACUAACCAGUGUCCCAGCUUGGGAACACCCCCCUGAACACCUGGGGGUAUCUGCAAUGAACAUUAUGACCAAUAUGAAAAUGGACACUGGGAUUGUGACAAUCAACAGAACCUCGAGGAAAUGA